GACCCCCUCCGCCGCAAUGAAGGAGGUGUGCACGAUAAGGGACCUGAGCCCUCUCAGGCACGUGAGCGAGCCGAUAGACAUAGGCCCCGGGUCUGGCCCGGGCAGCCGGACGCACACGCGCCAGCGACGGCGGAGCUCCACGAGGGACAGUCCCCUCAGAGACCAUUUCGUGGAGGACGCGGCCCGGAGCCCUGCGCCGAGCCCGAGGACCUGCACCCGGAGCCCGUGUCGGAGCCCGUGCCGCAGCCCGUGCCGGAGCCCGUGCCGGAGUCCCUGCCGCAGCCCCGCCCACUCCGGCAGCCCCUGUGGAAGUCCGUGCGGCAGCCCGUGCGACGGCAGCCCCUGCGGUAGUCCGUGCGGAGGCAGCCCGUGUGGUAGUCCGUGCCGGAGCCCAUGCCGGAGUCCCUGCCGGAGCCCGGCGAGGACGAGCCAGCCGAGGAGCCCCUGCCGGAGCCCGUGCCGGAGCCCGGCCAGGACGAGCCAGCCGAGGAGUCCCUGCCGAACGAGCCCGAUGAGGAGGCGGAGCUCGCCGCGGAGCCCCCGGAAGACUCCGGACAGUCCCCGGAGGACGCCCAGCCCCAGGCGCAGCCCCGACGCCAGCCCGACCAAGCGGGCCACCGUGGAGGGAAGUCCUGGCCGGGGCCGGGGUCGGCGGAGCAGUGGCAGGGGCAGCCGCCGGAGCAGGGCCACCGUCAGCUCCGGCCGCGGCAGCCCCAGCCCCAGCGACGCCCUGAGCACGGACGACGAGUUGAGCGCCGACCUCUUGCAGCUCAUGGUGCCCGUGUCCACGGAGCGGUUGCCGACGAGGACGCCGUCCCUCGGGGGCGACCUCACCGACGACGACCUCGAGGACGAGGAGGUGGCCGCCUGCUGGGGCGCCGACGUGCUUCAGCUGCCCACCUCGCUCGAGCUGGACAUCCGGAUACGGAAGGGUUCGCUGCCGCUGGGUCUGAGCGUGGACUCGGUGGGGAGGGGGGUCAACGGGAUGCUCGUGGUGGCCGUGGUCCCCGGCGGGGCCGCCUACCGGGACGGCCGCAUCGUGCCCGGGGACCUCAUCACCGCCGUGAACAACGAGAGCUUGCGCCACGUGACCAACUCGCAGGCGAGGGCCAUCCUCAAGCGGGCCAACCUGGUGUCCACGCACCUCACUGUGACAUACAUCCCCGGGGAGGCUGCCGCCGCUUACAGACGGUCCCUGGCAGAGGUGCCCACCGUAACGCCGCCCCCUAAGCACACGAAGCAGCCCUCACCGAGGAUCUUUCCUGAGUACUACCGCUCGCCGUACAUCUACGAGGACGGCGCGGCCGCUCGCGCCCGCAGCGCCAGCGAGAGCUCCGCCGACCUCCUCGAGGAGCCGCCCGAGGACGACGACGGGGAGCCGCCACCGCCUCCACCGCCACCGCUGAUCGAGGAGAUCGCGCAGACCCCCGCGGUCGCGGAGACCUCGCCGAUCCCACCGCCGCUGCCGCCGCCCCCGGAGGCCGACAACCACCCCGACGAGCACCCCGACGACUCCCUCCCCGAGUCCGAGCCGGAGCAGCAGAGGCCGCCGCUCAAGCCGACGUCCACGCCGCUGUACGCGCACGUGGUCGGCAAGGAGUUCCAGCUCUCCUCCGAGGAGAGCCUCAACGAGGAGCUCCUCCGACUCAGGGACGACACCACCAUCUGCCCGCUCGUCGGCCAGAGCGAGCUCCCCACCGUCGGCACCUCGCCCGCGGAGCGCUCGCCCGCGCACGGCGUGCCCAGGAGCCUCCACGUCCAGGAGUUCCCCGUCGUCGGCACCUCGCCCUCCCCGGACCCGGACCGCGACUAUGACCUGCUGCGGCCCGACGCCAACGCCACCGCCCGCCGCGUGAGUCUGCAGGUCGAGAGGCCCGCCCGGCCCCACGAGCGCCGCCUCAGCUCCAUCUCCCCCGUGCCGGACGUGUGCGUGUGGGCGCCUCCGGCCGCGGACAGCAUGACGGUGACGCAGCACCAGGACCACCAGGCCUCCGCCAUCCUGCUGGCCAAGCGGUGGGGGCCCGAGAGGAUGGUGGCCGUGCGCAGGGAGCCCGACUCCAGCCUCGGCAUCAGCAUCGUCGGCGGCAAGGUGGACCUGUACAACGCGGGACCUGACAGCAGCUCUUCCAUCUCUGGCAUCUUUAUCAAGAAUGUUCUCCCCCAAAGCCCUGCCGGGAGGACUCAAGAGCUCAAGACCGGCGACCGCAUCCUGGAGGUGGAGGGCGUGGACCUGCGCUCCGCCAGCCACGACCGCGCCGUCGAGGUGAUCCGCGCCGCCGGCAACCCCGUCCGCUUCCUCGUGCAGUCCCUGAUCCAGUGGAGCGGGGCAGCUCCGCUCCCGAGUCAUGCGCCCCCCGCCUCCUGCACAGGACCUGCCCGCGGAGGCGUGGCCGGCGUGGGCUCCUUGCGACGAGCCGCCCCCCAGCCCCCGGCCGCCCCCGCCCCCCGGCCCCCAGGGGGGCCCCCAGGGGGGCCGGCAGUAACCGGGACCGACUCCAGCGGCGCCGCGUCCCUGCGCUCGCCCUCCCAGGCGAGCCUUGGCGAUGCGGCGCAGACGAACAAGGGCCCCGCGGGCCAGCCGGCGCCGCGGGCAGCGCCGCAGCCGGCGCCAGCCAUGGCGAAGAAGGUCUCCACCGCCUCGUCCAGCGAGGAGGACUCCGACGACGAGGACAACAGGGACAUGGAAGGACGCAUCUACACCAAGAAGGGCAAGGAGAUAUCACGGGCGAGCGCCGGAGCGAUAAAACGGAGCAAGGACGAGAUUGCCAACGACCCGGAGGAGGAGGACGAGUUCGGCUACACAAUGAAUAAGAUCCGGAAGCGGUAUGGCCCCGCGGUGUCGCUGGCGGGGUCGGGCGGCUCGGUGGAGCUGGCGGUGCUGGAGCGCGGGCCCUCCGGCCUGGGGCUCUCGCUGGCCGGCCACAAGGACCGCGCGCGCAUGGCCGUGCUCGUGUGCGGCCUCAACCCCAACGGCACCGCCUACAAGAACGGCGACAUCAAGGUCGGCGACGAGAUUCUCGAGGUGAACGGGGUCGUGGUGCAGGGCCGGUGUCACCUCAACGCUUCGGCCAUCAUCAAGGGGCUGCCCGGACCGGUGUUCAAGGUGGUGGUGCUGAGGCGGGAGGCGGCCGUCGAGGAGCUCGCGGUGAAGCCUCUCACUCAAUUCCCCGUCUCGCUCGACGAUGAGACACCGGAGGAGAGGUACAAGGACUUCAAAGGAUUACGGACCGUACUAAUCAAAAAGCCCUGCCCUGUGGAGACCUCCCUGAGCAGUCUCAGUCCACACCCUCCACAGGGACCUCAGGGUCUGGGAAUCAUGAUAAUAGAGGGCAAGCAUGCUGAAGUGGGCCAAGGAAUCUUUAUCUCUGACAUCCAAGAGGGCAGUGCUGCCGAACAGGCGGGGCUAACUGUUGGAGAUAUGAUCCUGGCAGUCAAUAAAGAUUCUCUCCUUGGCUCAAAUUAUGAUGCGGCUGCGUCAUUACUAAAGGAGACCAAAGGAAUGGUGAACCUAGUCGUUUGUAAUCCUAAUAAAGCCAAGGAAGAAGAAGGAAAAGGUGCUGAUGGAAAACUAAAUGCCAAAGGUUCCACGGCACGUAGCCCUACUCCAACUCAACCAGCUGCUCCUGAAAAGCCAAGAUUGCUGGACUCACAAAACGUUACUGUUCCUGCAUCGUCACGUACCGCUCAUCAUUCUCCUUCUCGCCAUCCAGAACAACCAGCACUUCCCCCAGCUACUGCUCCUGUUGUUGCUGGACAAGAAACAACAAUUGAAAUAGCAAAGGAAGAAAAAGCCCUAGGAAUCUUUGUUGUUGGUGGCUCUGAUACUCCUUUGGGGGUAAUUGUGAUCCAUGAAAUAUACCCUGAUGGUGCUGUUGCAAAGGAUGGAAGAUUAAAGGUCGGUGACCAAAUUUUGGAAGUGGGAGGACCUAAAGAUUCUGUGACACACGAUUUCCACAGCAUUACACAUGCUAAAGCUAUUGCUGCUCUUCGGCAACUACCAGCUAAAGUGAAAAUGAUUGUUUAUCGUGAUGAAGCAGUUGAAAAAGAAGAGGACAUUUAUGAGUCCAUUGAAGUUGAAUUGACAAAGAAGUCUGGUAAAGGAUUAGGGUUAAGCCUUGUUGUUCGCAAGGACGGGAAAGGAGUUUAUAUUUCUGAUUUGGUUCAUGGAGGUGCUGCUGAGGCAGAUGGACGCCUAAUGAAAGGUGACAUGAUUCUAUCUGUUAAUGGACAAGAUUUAAAAAGUGCAUCUCAAGAGGAAGCUGCUGCAGUUCUCAAAACAGCACUUGGCAAGGUCACUGUCAAAGUAGGAAGAAUUAAGACCGGUAAAAUCAACGAGAGGUCCAAAACAAGUGUCCCUGUGCCCGCCGCCCCAACUGCACCCGAAGGGACUUUGCCAGCCCCUGCCACCUAUUUUACAACUAUCCCAGACUCUCACCUCAUCUCUUUUCCAACAGACGAACCCAACAUUUUGGUUUCUCCAAAACGAUCCUCUAGUUUUCGUAGGCUAAUGACACGUUGGUCGUUUCGCAGACGGAAAUAAAUGUAGUAAAUUUUCUAGUACAUACAUUCUUUAGACAAGACCUUAUGGAAACUACUUUUGCUCAGAAAUAACUAGUGUACGAAAAGGGGCUAAAAAAGCCUAGUAUAAAGAAACAUUACUGUGAUUUCCAGUUUAAACAAUUCUCCUGUGAUUUUGUAAGUCUUUUCAUUGGAUAGAUCAAAAUCAGAUAAAUAUUUUAACAGUGUCACAUCUUUUAAAGUAAUAUCUAAGCUAAGAUGUGCUAAAAAGCUUAAUAUACAUUUGGUUCAUUAUCUUACACUUCCAUACAGGGUAGCUUUUUGUUUAGAUGGGUGUUGAGUGUUUUUGUGUAGACUUGUAUAACCCAGAUAUGCUGAUUGUUUAAAGAGUGCUAAGGCUUGUUUGAUGCUGUUGUUUUUUUAAUAAGUAUGGGACUUGUAACUUAUUUUCUGAACAUCAGUAACUGUAGUAUCUAUCUAUGACGUACCAGAAUAUUUCUUUGACCAACAACUUGUUAAAGAUGCAGUUUGUUUGUUUUUUCAACUAUCUAAUCAAGUUUUAACACAGUGCACACAGUGCAUGUUCUCAGUCAAACUUUUUUGUUACUUCCAGUCUGCAUUAUUGGAAAUGUAUUGUAUUUGUCUUAUGCAUGUUUUGCUCAUGUGUAUGUUGUAGCCUAUGUUAUGUAUAGUUAGUUAUGUACUUUUGUCUUGCCUUUUAGUGCUUUGGCUAGGUUGCCUUUAUUUGCCGAAUUUGGGCUACCGAAAGUAGUUAACAGUUUUAGGAAUCGGUGACAUUGUACUAAGCAUAGCUUAGCACCUUGUGGAACAAUGUUCCUUUAUUAGAGGAUUUUAGCCUAAUUGGUGCUUUUGUACCACAGAACUUUUAUGAACUUGUAGAAUUGCUGUGCUAUUUAUUUGAUAUUUAUUUUCUUAUUUGAGUUUCAUUUCUACAGUUUGAUUAAUUAUUUUGUGAUACAUGUAGGCCAAUCUAGUUUCUGAAAUGGGGACUGUGUAAAUCAAUGGUAAAAAUCAAUGUGUAAAUCAAAUGGGAUUAAGUAGUGAUCAAGAGCUAAAUAUGCAUUGUUAAGUGCAAAUUACAACGGUGAUACGUAUUUUGUGAUUUUUUAAAAUCUUUUUUUAAAAUCUUGCCAAGAAAGUCUUUCUGUAUAUUGUGCAUACAGUUCUGUCAACUUGUUUUCUAGAAGCAUGUGCUCUGUCUUAAACAUGAAAUCAGGUGAUAUGGGUCUAUCUCUUAUUGAUAGUAGGGAUUAUGAGUAUGGUUUUAGAUGUUUAAAUGUUUAUCUCAAGGUAUGCUAUGUUGACACAUACAUAUUUCUAUUUAUUAUUUUUUGUUUGUUUCAUGGCUGUCCUUGUAGGAAAUAAAUGAGGUAAGUUCAGCUGCUUUUAAGAAAUACUUUUACAAACUUAUAGACUCAAACAAAUCAUGCACAAAAUGAUGUAAUAAUUCCUAUCGUUGUUACUUAAGGAUCUUAACAUUAAACUGUUUUUAAUCAUCUAAGUUUACCUUGACACUUGUAUGUACAGGGUCGCAGCUCUUCACCACAUCCUUGAAAGAAGAUCUGUACUGAUACUAUUUCAUAGAGUUUUGUCCUCAUCCGACUUCAGUUAGUGGCUAUAUGUUAGUUUGGAGGACUUCAACUUAGUUAUUGUUAAGGCUGUGUACUUUUUAAAAAAAAUAAUUAAAUUUGAUCUCUUUAUUGGUACUAACAUUUGUUUAGAGAUCAGAGUCUUUCACAUUCAGAAAACCAUGUGCGAAAUUGGUUUAAUGACCUCAGAAAUGGUCAGUCACUAAUCCCAAUCUUUGUUAACGACUAUACUUGUAUUAAAGAUCCCCGACCAUUUCCCAAAAGAGAUGGUUUUUUCUUCCCAGCUAGAUUAAAUAUACAUGCAGUGGUUGCUGGGACCGACACUGAUAGGGGCUAUUCACAUCGGACUCAAUGUGCGUUCUGGAAUUAGCAGAGUCCUAUUUGUCUGAAGUAUUUAGAAAAUUAAUGAACAUUUCUAAAAUUUCUAAUUUUGCUUUAUUUAAAAUGCUGAUUAUUUUAAAGGAAGUUAAAAGCACCCAUUGUGAUAACAAAUCUAUGUUCAUUUCUCCUUGAUUCUAGAGCUAUUUCAAAUUUUCAGUUUGUAGGCUUUUUGAGAUUGUCUGCAAAGAAUGUGAGAGAAUGAUAACUUAAAUUUAGGUAGUACUGGCAGUCGAUGAUGACUUAUAAAACCUCUUAUCUUCAGCAUUUUGUAUUUUCAUGAAGCGGCAAUCACGCUUGAUUAAGAGUAAUUUCUAAACUUUUUGAUCAUAUGAAUGUAUGUGAGCCUUUCAUAGUAACUGUCAAUGAUACAAUCAUUGCAGUAUGACUGGUUUUGUUUCCUUUAAUGGUUUUUGUCUUAAAAUACAAAAUUGUUCUAAGUAAGUGAAAAGUCGCGACAAAAUGCCUCUGUGAUAAAUUCAUUGUGUUUUAAAGUGGUAAUAUAUGAGAUCUACGCUACCUUGUCUAUGUCAUGUUCUAAGAACAUGUAUGUACUGUGUUUCAGAAUCUGGUGGACAGUAAAGUUUGUGAACUCUUGAGUGAUGUGAUUUAAUGUGUAGGGAUGUAAUUAAUUCAUUAUGGUGAGAUGCAAGUGUUAAUAAAUAAAUACUGGUUGUUUGAUCUAUGUAUCUUCAAUUCAUUUUGAUUUUUACUUAAUCGAAUUUAUGUACUUUAAAUUUUUUCCUUGAGGCUCUCCUAUGUUUUGAUAUAUUCAAAGGGAUCAAAUUCUACCUAAAAUAUACUAUGUACUCACCACUGAUUGAUCAUUUCAUGUAAAAGCCACCUCUUAGUCAACUUACCUUUUGUCUUCUAUACCCUUUCUCUAACAGAAACUUGCAUCUCUUCCAACCUCUGCGACGGUAUUAGGGAAUAUCACAAAUGAAGUCUUGUUUGCUGAUUCAUCAGUGAUGUGUGAGUUGUAUAUAAUAGGUCUCUCAAAAAAUUACAUACUUUCUCCUUUCCUCUUUCCCCUUAGCUAAGUCAAUGGGGGUUUAGAUGUAUCAUUGCUGUAAGGAAUUAGUGUAAGUAGAGUAUAUUGUCUCUAUGUCACCUGUUGAGACGUUGUCUUGUGCAAGGAGACAAUAAUGGUGCGUGCAGUAGGGGUGUUGAGGACCAAGUGCACAAGCCUGUCACUGAUUUGUCUUCCUAGACAGAAUUCCUAUUGAGUAGCUAAACCAAACUGCAUUAUUACAAUUAAAGAUGGCCUAUUGUCUUCUGUCAUGUUUGUAUAAGGUCGUUGUAUUUUGAUACAAGAUUCAAUUUCUUUUGAAGCCUUGCACUAAUUUGACAAAUGUAAUAUGAUAUGCAGUUUGUUAUUCUUGAUUUAAGACAGAUAUGUUUGGAAAUAUUUUCCUCCAAUUACCAACUUAAAGACAAAGGCUAUGUCACUUUCAUAAUAUUUAAAUAUGCUGCAUUUCUAGGUGUUAUAUUUGCCACUGUUCAUUUUGUCAAUGGACCAUUUCUAAAUUCUGACAGUGCAUAAAUUUAAAAAAAAUGAAACAAGGAUUUCUUUUCAAAUUAAUUUUGAAUGGGACCACUGUUGCAACUUGACUUCACAUUGAGUUAAAAAUUCAUGAUGGUGAUGAUAAUUAUGGAAGCACCUUCCACCUUCUUACCUUACGUUAAUGAUCAUUUAAAAUUCCACUCUUUUUGUUUUUGGAAAAAAAUUAUCCACAUUUUUAGUGAUUAUAUAAACAAGUUUGAUGUCAUUCAUUUUGGAAGUUUUAAAUGUUUUCUUAUGGUUUACAUAAAUAAAUGGGUGCAUAGACGAAUUUGCAUUCUUGUUAGUAGCAGUAAGGUUAUACUGACAAAUUAAAUUAUUUCACUGUUGCUAUUUUUUAAGAUGUGUAUAAAUUCAUAAUUGACUCAUGAAUAUAAUCAAUUUUUUGCAAGAUCUGAGAUCUGUUGCAAUGCAUAGGGCUAAAGCACAUAACUUGUACAGAAAUAAAAUAAGAAAUGGUACCAACAUGUACAGAUUUGUUUCUUAGAAUCAUGUUAUGAAAUAUGUUAUUUUAUUCAUAAUUUUUGCUAGCUAAUAAUUAACUUAGGUAUAGAUUUUAAGUUUAUACCACUGUUGAUCAUAUCAAAGUUUAUCAUCAUAUGUAGAGGAAAUUUGCACAGGAAUGCUGGCUCUGCUUUAUUGCAAUUUCUAAGUUAUUAAUUAAGCUACUUAGUCUGUAGAUGCAAUAACUGCCAUUUCAUACUUUAUAGAUUUAAAAUGUUUGUUAGUGAUACAUUGUAAUACAAUCAGCACUGUUUGCAUAACAAAAUGCAAGAAAAAUUAUGGUUGUAUGUCCUUAUUAAAUUUUAUUAUGACUGAUA
This is a messenger RNA of Frankliniella occidentalis (western flower thrips), 8888 nucleotides long. RefSeq names its product multiple PDZ domain protein-like. The transcript is spliced from 25 exons. Bases 17 to 4540 code for a protein of 1507 amino acids. Lineage: Eukaryota; Metazoa; Arthropoda; Insecta; Thysanoptera; Thripidae. Gene Ontology annotation, molecular function: protein binding. The record is from RefSeq and is a predicted model, not a curated record.